This is a messenger RNA of Penicillium bovifimosum, 756 nucleotides long. Its product is annotated as gamma-glutamylcyclotransferase family protein. Gene Ontology annotation, molecular function: gamma-glutamylcyclotransferase activity. Lineage: Eukaryota; Fungi; Ascomycota; Eurotiomycetes; Eurotiales; Aspergillaceae. The coding region runs from base 1 to 756 and encodes 251 amino acids. The transcript has a single exon. The record is from RefSeq and is a predicted model, not a curated record.
AUGCACAUUAAAAACAACUCAAUCCCAGCAGGCCCAGGUCCAGACCCAACUCUCUCCUCCACCCUCCAACCAUCAGAACAACAUACCAAAACCCCAAUCCCCGCACCAACCAAACCACCAACCUAUGCAAAACACCUCUACUUCGCCUACGGCUCCAACCUCUCCCCAACACAAAUGAAAUCCCGCUGCCGCAUAAACCCAACCCACUCCGCAACCCCACUAGCAAUCGCAACCCUCCCAAAAUGGCGCUGGCUAAUCUGCGAAGCCGGCUACGCAAACGUCCUCUCACCUUCCGGCUUGCGCGUUCCAACACAAGACUCAGACACAGCACAUGAGAUUCCCGUGUCCGGUGACAAGGAUGCCGUCUAUGGUGUGCUUUACCAGAUGGAUCUGGAAGAUGAGCUCAUUUUGGAUGCUUAUGAGGGUGUUGAUGGGCUUGCUGGGGAUGCGGAUCCGGAUUGUGGGGUUCCGGUAACUGUUAGGCCGAAGGUGCAGGGGGAUGGGUCUUAUAAUAAGUGGUAUUCUGAGGCGGAGGUUGUGAGGUGGUUGGAUGGGGCUGAGGGGGUUAGGGAGGGUCUUGGGAUAGAUGGUGGAUCGGUGCCGGUUUUGGUUUAUGUCGAUGAGAAUUGUGUUCGGCUUGCCGAGCCGAGGUUUGAGUACAUUGCUAGGAUGAAUCGGGCUAUUCGGGAGUCGGUGGCGUUGGGGGUUCCUAGAAGCUGGGUAGAUCAGGUUAUGAGGAAAUUUAUACCAGAAUAG